AUGAGUUCGUCGGAGGAGAAGACGUCGUGGCCGGAGGUGGUGGGGCUGCCCGUCGAGGAGGCCAAGGCGAUCAUCCUCCGCGACAAGCCUGGCGCUGACAUCCUCGUCCUUCCCGUCGGCUCCAGCAGCGACACGCAAUUCAUCGCCAACCGCGUCCGCAUCUUCGUCAACGGCACCACCGUCGCCGAGACUCCCAUUGUUGGCUAG
Triticum turgidum subsp. durum (durum wheat) is the source of this 207-nucleotide messenger RNA. NCBI's taxonomy places the organism in Eukaryota, Viridiplantae, Streptophyta, Magnoliopsida, Poales, Poaceae. The record is from the annotation of a GenBank genome assembly.